Molecule: messenger RNA, 569 nt
Organism: Caenorhabditis sp. 36 PRJEB53466
Lineage: Eukaryota; Metazoa; Nematoda; Chromadorea; Rhabditida; Rhabditidae
Source: the annotation of a GenBank genome assembly
AUGUCCCGUUUCUCCGGAAAAGUCGCCCUUGUCACUGGUAACCCUGGAACCCCUUGGAACCCUGUGAUCAUUCCCCGAUUUCUUAAAGGUUCCUCCAGAAGACGGCUCUUCUUUUGGCUCAAGAAGGCGCAAAAGUGACGGUAACCGGAAGAAACGCCCGGAAGCUAGAAGCCACGCGGCUGGAGAUUCGGAAUGCCAGAGUUUCGAAAGAGAACAUUCUCGUGGUGGCCGUUGACUUGAAUUCGGAAGCCGGCCAGGAUGAGCUGAUCGCCUCGACCGUCGCAAAGUUCGGACAAUUGAAUGUUCUCGUGAACUGGAGCCGGCGCCAUAUUCAAUGAUUCGCAGGGAAGGGCGGGAAUCGCUCAAGGACGUCGAAGUUUAUGAUAAGAAUAUGGAGAUUCAUGUGAAGAGCAUUAUCACUCUCACUCAGAAAGCGAUCCGUCACUUGGCAAAGGUACUCAUGCUGUAACGAGCUUCCCCUUCAUUAUUUCACAUAUAGAAAAGAGUUUCAGAAUCCAAUGUUAAUUUACUUGAUCAAUUCACAAAGAGCGCCGCGGUUUACCUUAUAA